CUUUUGUUUAUCAAACGAAUCUGUCAGUGCUGUGGAGUUGUUGUCAAAAAAUGGCGUUUUUAAUGCACGCGUGCGCUUUUGGAGUGAAAAUCAUUACCUUACCACUUAAGAUAGCGGAGUUGCUUGGACUUUUAUCUUUUUACAAACGCCUCUUUCCUUUAAUAAUAUCAAGAUGUGUUCCUUCGUACAAUGACAAAAUGAACGACAAGAAAAGGGAAUUAUUUCGAAACUUGUCUAAAUUUUACCCCCAAAACGGCCCUCUGCGGGUCUUGGAGGUCGGCUGUGGAUCCGGGGCGAACUUUGAGUACUACCCGAAUGGCUGCAAAAUUACAUGCGUCGACCCAAACCCCUAUUUUCGAAACUAUCUGGAGAAAAGUAUGGCGAAGAACGACCACCUCGUUUAUGACAGCUUCGUAGUCGCUUCAGGUGAGAAUCUCCAGGUAGUGGAGGACAACUCGGUGGAUGCUGUGGUGUGCACACUGGUUCUGUGCUCGGUCAAUGAUAUUCCCAAGGUUCUGCAGGAGUCAAAGAGAGUUCUCAGGCCCGGUGGAGCCUUUUUCUUUCUUGAGCAUGUGGUGUCUGACCCAUCAAGCUGGAUUUAUUUUUUUCAACAUGUUCUACAGCCAUUUUGGUACUAUUUUGGCGAUGGCUGUGAGACAACUCGUGCCACUUGGAAGCACCUGGAGGCAGCUGGCUUCUCUGAUCUACAGUUACGCCAUAUUGAGCCCCCUCUGUUUUUCAUGAUCCGACCACACAUUGUUGGUUACGCCGUGAAAUAAUGGAUUUUGCAAAAAGGGAACGAUGAAUAUGAAGGGCAUGUAUUGUUUAAAUGUAUCUUUGAUAUAUCAGUUUGUAUAAAACAGUAAAACACAAUUGUUUUAUUUGCAAAGGGUUGAAACCAACCUAUAUCUUUUGCAUGAAUGGAUCUACACUGUAAAACUUUGCUGUAGUUUUGCAGCAGGUUUGGUCGAGUACUUUGCUAUUAGUACUGUUUUCAAUUUGAGUUAAACUUUACUUUAACCAAAAUUAAAACACUUUGACUUUCGAUAUUCAAAAUGAGCAAGAAGAGACAUAAUGGUAAAAAUGACAUUCUUCCUAAGCAUUUUGUCUUGUUUUCUAGUAAAAUAUUUAAAUCUUAAAUUAGGAUACAUUUACAUAACAAGAAAAGUGACCCAAGAUGUUUUGUCUUGUUUUAUGAAAGAAAAUUUAAGAACUAGGUAAGUUUAUGUUUAAAACAGUUACAGUAAGUUACUGGCAAAACUACAGCAAAGUUUUACAGUGUAGUUAUUUGUGUAUCCUGUUUGCAGAACUUUAGUGGUUACGAUGCAAAGAAAGGGUUAAAUGUAAGUAGUGCAAAAACCUUACACCAUAAAUAAUCUAGAGAAAAGUAUUGUAUUUGUUUUUUGCUGCAAUAUGCAGAUAAACCUUUCCGUUGCCAGUGAACUGCAUGUUUGUUUACUUGUGAUGUAACAACAGCCACAAAAAUAAUUGAAACAAGUGCUAAAUGAGCUACAUUUUGAACACAAAGAAUACAUUUUUGGUACCUAUUUUCUUACAGUUUAAAAGAGAGCCCUGGUUCACAGUAUUUUUAAAUCGCCAGCACCUGAGGUCUCAUGGGACCGAUAAUGUGCAUUUGACAAAUAUUUAAAAAAAUGGUGGAAUCAUAUUAUCUGGGUAUUUUUUUGUGUACUCAAUUUGCAAUGGUGAAAAGUGAACUGGGGAAAAUGCAACACUCAAUAAAACCGUCUCAAUUGUUAACCAACAUGUACUGCUUCAAGUCAGAUGUCAAUCGGGCUGCUCAGUGCCACAUGAAGUCCAACAUUCCUGUCCUGGAAUACUUACCAGCCGUUCCACCUGUGCAGUAGAUGGAGCAACUAUUAUUUUUAGUGCAAUUUGAGAAUAAAAAUGUCUUAGUGUGAGCAUGAUCACUAGAGAUACUUUUCCAGCACAAUCUCCUCUCCUUUCUUCAAUUUUACAAGGUAACUAACUCGAAUGAAUGCAAAUAAUCUUAUUCACAAGUUUUAGCAUGAUCUUCUUUUGUCCCUAUGAUAGAUAAGUUAAUGGUUGGGGUAGGGGCCAAGUGUUUUUUUUUUUGUUCUCAAACUCAUGAAAUAUUUACAAUUUCUCAAUAGAUCAAUUUGGUCUUCCCUUUUUCAAGUAGUUUGAUCUUGUAUUACUGAAACAGCUACCUGGAGGCAUUAUGAAUAUGGCCUCUGAGUGACAUGACUUUCCAGAAAAUGGACUUUGGUCAUAUGCUAUCUACUUGAAUGGGAAAAACAGAUAUCUAAAAAAAAAUACUUUCAAAGGUCUAACCAAGAAUUAAACCUGAUAUCUACUGUACCCUUAAUGUAGUUAAUUCAGCUCAAAUUUCCAAGAUUCUGUUGUAAAGCUAUUUGACACAUAAUAGUCAAAAUUAAGGACAGAGAAAAAAACAUUGCUAAAAGGUCUGACAGAAAAGGAGAAUAAAGAAAUCUUCGGUAAAUAAUACAUGAAUCCAAAAAUCUGUACUGACAUAAAGAGCCUAAAAUAGCAUUUGUUUACAUACAUGUAUGUUUGUUAUUUUGUUUAAAGAUCUUGAGGCUCCCAUAUUGAGUUCAAUGUUUUUCAUAAUCCAACCACUGUAAAAAAUAAUGAAUGAGAAGGUUAUCUUAAGCAUGUAUUUUUUAAACUAGGCCUGUUUAAGUUAUAUAGCUGCUUUAAAAAGUGUCUUUCGUUUGUUUUAAAAAGUAAAAUACAAAAGGUUUUUUUUGCAAACAGUUACAAUCAAGAUGUGUUAUAGCUUUUGUAUGAACUGAUCUUGUUAAACCUUUCUCCUUUUUGCAGUGCAUGUCAAUUAGAUGGGACCAAAGAAGUCACGACACUCAGCGGCCAUAUUUUUGACAUUAUAAACACUUUUUUGUGCAUGCCAUUUAUAGACAAUUUGUCUAUAAAGUACUUUAACAAUGACACUAGCUUUUUGCAUAAGUACAUUUAUUUAUAAAACUUGACUAAGAACAAUAAAAUAACAAUAUACUGAAACGGAGGUUAUUUGCCU
Messenger RNA from Triplophysa rosa, 3034 nucleotides. It is a transcript of the gene tmt1a.1, whose product is annotated as thiol methyltransferase 1A, tandem duplicate 1. Lineage: Eukaryota; Metazoa; Chordata; Actinopteri; Cypriniformes; Nemacheilidae. Gene Ontology annotation, molecular function: S-adenosylmethionine-dependent methyltransferase activity. The coding region runs from base 51 to 779 and encodes 242 amino acids. The record is from RefSeq and is a predicted model, not a curated record. The transcript has 3 exons.